Adineta ricciae is the source of this 3231-nucleotide messenger RNA. The record is from the annotation of a GenBank genome assembly. Lineage: Eukaryota; Metazoa; Rotifera; Eurotatoria; Adinetida; Adinetidae.
AUGGUCGACAACAAGUAUACACAACCGGAAAUUCUAUUUUCUCCAUUUCCUGAUCGUUAUUCGACACCUUCAAAGACAAGUGAAGAGUCGAAUGAAGUUGAAAUUCUAAAAUCGAUCAUUUUAAACAUUUCUAUUAAUUAUGAUCGUGAAGGACGAGUUGAAGCUUUAAUUAAUGAAUUACGUCAAUCGAAUUCUCAUCUGGAAAAACUUCAUCAAUGUCAACAUCGUUCAAUUCUUCAUCAAUACAUCUUAGAAUCGACUCGAACACCUAUUGAUCUGAGUAAACAGGAAAAACGCACAUCAUAUCGACCAAAUUUAAUCAUUCGAACAAAUGAUGCUCAUGGAGUUUGGAUUCAUAACCAUUUGUUGACUCUUCUCUCAUUAGAAUAUUCCUGUGAUACAGAAUUUCCUCCUUUAUGGAAGACUGAUGAGGAAACAAAAGUACAAAUUAGAACGAUCAAAAAUUAUCAACAGGAAAAAAAUAAUCAAAGUUCAAUGUCUAAAAUCACAAACGAAGAAGAACAAAAGCUUCCUGGCUUUCUCAAAGCCAUUUGUCGUCAAUAUCAACGAAGUGAAGAUCUUGCCGAAGACUGGGAGAAAAAAUUAAACGGUGAGAACAUUGACACUGUGGAAAAUCUUCGUCAUGCUGUGGCGAAUGAGCGAAUUUGGAAUGAGAUUAAAUCUAUUACAUUAAUCGGCAAAGAAAUGAUCAAAAAUUAUGUUCAACUAAAUGAUCCGUCAUUAAAUCAAAAACAAUCAAAGAUCGAUUAUGAUACUUCAGAUGCGACACUUUAUGCUGAUAUUCAUCGAAUCCGACGUUAUUUUCAUCAUAUUACAAAUACAUUGCAAUUUACAAGUUAUCUAAAAAAAGAAGCUGUUGUCUCUGCCAUCAUUGAAACACGAAAAACAUAUGCUGAUGAUGGAAAUGUUCUCAAUACAAUUGAAUCGUAUCUUCAAACAUUUUGUUUGGAAAAUCGUCCAAUCGAUCGAGAAGGUCAUGAAAAAAAAUUAUUGGAAUGGAAGAAAGAAAAGAAAGAAUUAGAAGAGGAAAAUGAACGUUUACAAGAGGAACUAAAGAAAUAUGAAGCUGAUGUUCAACAAGCUGAAAGUAAAGUUCGUCUUGAAAGAAUUGCAAUGAAUAACAUUGAACGAGAUUGUCGACGUAUUAUCGACGAAGUAGAAAAGUCCAUCAAAGAAACAGCAACUCUUGAUCGAAGUAAAUCAUUGCGUGAUUGGACUGAUCAACGAGAAAGAGCAAAAAAGAAAAAAUUCAAAGCAGAAUCUGAUUUGAAAAAAGGUAAAGAUCGAUUAGAAGAGGUUGAAGCUCAAUUUGCAUUGAAAAUCGAACCAAUCCGCAAGAUUCAAUGUACUAUCAUUGAAAAUGAAGCAAAAAUCGAAGAUCUCAAUUCAUCAAUCAACAUUGAUGGUGAAGAUGUACAAAAAAAACUCACCGUCAAGUACGGACGAGGUUUACUUCUCUAUGGACCUCCAGGCACUGGUAAAUCAGAAUUAUUGAAACGAGUUGCACAAUAUGCGGGUAUCACCAUGAUCACAACACCAUUAUCAGCUGGUGAAUUAAAUCGACCAUAUGUUGGUGAAACUGAACGUUUAUUAGUCGAUAUAAUGAAUCGUUCGAAUACAAUUCCAUAUUUAAUUUGUGCAAUGACUAUUGAUGAAAUUGAUGGAUUAGUACCUAAACGAACAAACAAUGCUCAACAAUCUAAAGUUGAUGGAAUUAGUGUUUUACUUUCACAUAUUGAAGGUGUGAAAAAUAUACAAAAUCUCAUUGUUCUGGGUGCAACAAAUCGAAGAAAUAUGAUGGAUGAAGCAUUUCUUCGUCGAAUGCAAGCGAAAUGUUUUGUUGGUCGACCAUCUCCAACUAUUCGAAAGAAAUUACUCGAACCGUUACAUUAUCUCAAUGCCGACAUUUUCAAUAACAAAAUGUUGAAUUUUCUCAUGAAAAUUACCACAAAUUUUAGUGGUGCUGCGGUUGUUGCAUUGAAAUCAAGUAUUAUCGUUGCAAUGAGUUCACAUAAAACAGUGCCAAUUGAUGAACGAAUCUUUCUUGAAUUGGCCAAUAAUGCUGCUCGUGAAUUCAGUUGUUGGUUUGGUAUUGGAACUUUACCUGAAAUUUGUCGUCUUUAUCCAAAUAUAUUUUCAUUGGAAAAUAAUCAACAAGAAAAAUAUUCAUUAAAAAUACCAAAUGGUUCACCAACUGGUCGAAUUUCUGUUGAUUUAGAAACUCGAAAAUGUCUCAUUGAAUUAGAAAAUGAAGCAACUCUUGAAGAAGAUUUAUCUAAAGAAGAAAAUUCUACAAAUACUUUGCUUUCAAGAUUUCUCAAUGGUUGUGCCAGUAGAAAUAUUGACACAAUUCAAAUCAUUGAUUUGAAUUUUCUUGUAAAAAAUAAUGCAUUUGAAGAAAAUCAAAUCUUCGAAUUUUUAACAACAAUUUUUGAAGAAUGCGAUGAAUAUAAUCGUUCAAUGUUGAUAUUUGAUAUUGAUUCAUUGAUUAUGAUUGGUGUUUCCGAUUCAGCUAUGUCAAAAUCACAAUCGAUUUCAAAUAUUCGUCUUUAUCAAUUCAUUCGAGAGAAAUGCAAAAAAGCUGUCGUUGAACAACAGGGUGACGUGAAAUUUUUAAAAGAACGAUGGAUCGUUAUGAUUGUUAAAGAAAUCUUUCUACGUGAUUUAUUAUUUAAAGAUAUCAAUUUUAAAAAGACACUUCGACAAAAACAAGAAGAAUAUGAAGAAGAACAAAAACGUCUCGAUGAUGAAAUACCAAAGACUUGUCCAAAAUGUGAUCAAUCUUAUAUUCCUUCACAAGUUAAUCAUGGCAGUUGUAAAUACCACGAUGGUUACAUUGUUCAUAUUGAUCGCCCAAAAGAAACUGUCAAACAAGAUGAAGCUGAACGAAUUAUUAAACGUAUACGAUUAGCAAAUGCGGAUUGUAGUCAUGAUUCGAAUCAUUCGAAAGUACCCGUUCCAAAAUUAAUUUGGACUUGUUGUUUAACAUUUUUUGCUGAAAAUCAACCUUGUAAAACUGGUAUUUGUGGAUUACCUGAUCAAUUAAAAGAUAAAACUUUUGGCAAAGAUGAAGAUUUAACGAUGAAAGUUAAAGAGUUUUUUGAGAAUAAUCAAGUAGCGAAAAAGAAUAUCGAUGAUUUUAUCGCAUCUUUGAACAGUACUUCGGAAGUGAAACAAACAAGAAAAACUACUAUUACUCGUCCUAAAUAA